UCACUUCCUGCCUGCUGCCUGCACGCCUCCUGCUGCCUCUCUGCAACUUUGUUGAGUUUUACUUUUGUGUUUCAGGAUUUUCUUUUGAUCCAGAACACCAGCAUCAUCAUGUCCUCCACACCAGAGAUGAACAUCGGCCAGAAGCUCAACGAGGGGAAGACCAAGCAGAUCUUCGAGCUUGCAGACCAGCCUGGCCUGGUCCUGGUCCAGUCCAAGGACCAGAUCACAGCCGGGAACGCAGUGAGGAAAGACCAGAUGGAGGGCAAGGCUGCCAUCGCCAACAGGACCACCAGCUCUGUGUUCAGGCUGCUGCAGGACUCUGGCAUUAAGACGGCCUUUGUGAAGCAGCACUCUGAGACGGCGUUCGUCGCGGCCCACUGUGAGAUGAUUCCCAUCGAGUGGGUUUGUCGCAGAGUGGCGACCGGAUCCUUCCUGAAGAGGAAUCCGGGGGUCAAGGAGGGCUACCGCUUCUCCCCCCUGAAGAUGGAGAUGUUCUUUAAAGACGACGCCAACAACGACCCCCAGUGGUCGGAGGAGCAGCUGCUGAUGGCGAAGUUCUCUCUGGCCGGCCUCACCAUCGGCCAGUGCGAGGUGGACAUCAUGAACCGCAGCACUGUGGCCAUCUUUGAGAUCCUGGAGAAGUCCUGGGCCACUCAGAACUGCACGCUGGUGGAUAUGAAGAUCGAGUUUGGGGUGAAUGUGAAGACCAAAGAGAUCGUCCUCGCUGACGUGAUCGACAACGACUCGUGGAGGCUGUGGCCGGCUGGAGAUCGGAGCCAGCAGAAGGACAAGCAGGUGUACAGGGACCUUAAAGAAGUUACCCCUGAGGCCAUGCAGGUGGUGAAGAGAAACUUUGAGUGGGUCUCUGAAAGGGUCAAGCUGCUGCUGGAGCACCAGGCCGGCGGCAGGGUGGUGGUUCUGAUGGGCUCCACCUCGGACCUGGCUCACUGUGAAAAAAUCAAGAAGGCCUGCACCUCCUACGGGAUCCCCUGCAUCCUGAGAGUCACCUCUGCUCACAAAGGUCCAGACGAGACGCUCCGCAUCAAAGCCGAAUAUGAAGGUGACGGCGUGCCCACCGUGUUCGUGGCCGUGGCCGGCAGAAGUAACGGCCUCGGCCCGGUGAUGUCCGGAAACACGGCGUACCCCGUCAUCAACUGCCCUCCUCUCACUCCAGACUGGGGGGCUCAAGAUGUCUGGUCUUCUCUGCGUAUGCCGAGUGGUCUCGGCUGCUCCACAAUCCUCUCCCCCGAGGCCGCUGCUCAGUUUGCGGCGCAGAUCUUCGGGCUGACCGAUCACCUGGUUUGGUGCAAACUGAGGGCCUCCAUGCUGAACACCUGGGUGGCUCUCAAGCUGGCGGACCAGAAGCUUCAGGCCUGCAGCCUCUGAAGUGUCAGCGAGCCCAGUGUUCUGGUUUAGGGCUCUGCUCCGUCAGUGUCUUUUUGUUUACCAUAAAAUCUACAUGUACUUUCUCACGCACAGAAAUCAUUCCAUUAAAAUAGAAACUAAUUC
Anoplopoma fimbria (sablefish) is the source of this 1509-nucleotide messenger RNA. RefSeq names its product phosphoribosylaminoimidazole carboxylase, phosphoribosylaminoimidazole succinocarboxamide synthetase (gene paics). Bases 109 to 1386 code for a protein of 425 amino acids. NCBI's taxonomy places the organism in Eukaryota, Metazoa, Chordata, Actinopteri, Perciformes, Anoplopomatidae. The transcript is spliced from 9 exons. Gene Ontology annotation, biological process: 'de novo' IMP biosynthetic process. The record is from RefSeq and is a predicted model, not a curated record. Gene Ontology annotation, molecular function: phosphoribosylaminoimidazolesuccinocarboxamide synthase activity.